CACAAAUUCCAUUUCGUUAAUAAUGGAUUGUCCCACAAAUCUGCAUCUUUAUGGAAGUUCGAACUUCUAGCAGACUUGUAGGAUCUCUACUUAGGGUGUAAAUAACAAAUUCAUAACCAAAAUCUUUUCGCGAUUUAUGGUUCAUUUGUCUCUUCUGAGUUCAUACCCAGAUUCAUCACCCCCACUAGUUAUCCAUUAUUUCUAAUAGCAGACAAGAUAUAAACCCCACUAUUUCUCGAUUUAAAUGGAAUGGCAUUAAUUGAUUCUACACUACAAUGAGUAUUUCAUUUCAUAAGCUUAUGUGUUCUAUUAUUGAUAACACAAUCAAUAAAACACUCUCAUGCUCAUCUUAUAUUGCACUAAUUCUCGAACUAUACCAUAUAAAAAAACAUUUCAUAGAUAACGCUUUAUAUCAAAAGCAUAUGUCAAAAGCAUCACAUCUUUAAUUAGUGCAAUCAAUAAUAAUGUGAUAAAACAUUUCACAUUAUUCCAAAUUGUCAUCUCAUUACAUUCACCCAUUUCAAAAUGAAUCAGAUACAAGAAUUCUGAUUCUCUAGUCAUAUACUUAUGGGUCUUUUAGUUUGUCUAUGAAAUCAUAUAUUUAUCACAAAAAAUUAUGAGAAUGUGUCUCUAUCUUUCAAUUCUUCACGAUAUACGUCAAAGACGUGCAUGUGAGACACAAAAGAAUUCAACAACCAUAUGCAUACUCUCGUGACCAUUAUAAAUAGUAGAGUGAGCAGUAUUCAACAACACUUUCUUAAAAGCAGAUGCCUCAAUAUCCUUCGAGGCACCAGUGUCCAUCCACCAUUGUUCAGAGUUACCAGCAAGGUUAUCUCUGCUCUUUUCACAAUCAUCACAACCACCAAUCCUCCUCUUUAAUCAAGUUAACACUAGAACCAGUGUUAUACUUUCUUACACUUCCGUGUCAUAUGACCUAAUUUCUUGCAAUUAUAGCAGAGAAAUAAAACGUCAUUCUUAGAGGAUUGUGUUUAGAGGGUCUAGGAGUCUGCUAUUUAUAGGAGCAGAAAACCCAGAAUAUUCCCUCUUUCUUUGAGAAUAAGUCACAUUUUAAUUAGGAAGAUAAUUACUCCCAUAAAUAAAAUAUAUUAUAUUAAGAUAAUUAAUUCUAAUUAUCUCCAUAAUAUUCUUUUUAUUAAUUAUCCUUCUAUUUCCAUAUCUAGAAAGAAUACUGGAUAAUUAAUUCAAUAUAGCUUUCAAAGCUAUCCAUUCCCAACACUUGUUGCUAACAACAGCAACAAUGGCAGCAGCAGCGACGAACUCCUCGCCUUCCAGACUAACUCUAAAAAUUCUAGUCGACACCCAAGUCCGCAGGGUAUUGUUUGCAGAAGUGGAGAAGGACUUUGUGGAUUUCCUCUCGGCCCUCCUCUCGUUUCCACUAGCAUAAGUGAUUAGGAUCUUGUCCACCAACAAAAUGGUUGGUUGCCUUGUCAAUUUUUACUAGAGCAUUGAAGAACUCAGCGACACAUACAUCCAGGAUAACGUAAACAAGGACACAGUUCUGAAGACCAAAACCCCAUCAUGCCCGGUCCCCAGCACUCUAUUGUUAUCCGAUGACAAGAGCCACUAUGAAACGGCAAUACCAUCGCCUAGGAAGGUCUAUGCUUGCCAAGAUAUCUGCUAACAACUUGUCCUACCUGCAACAUGAGUAUGAGCCACGAGGUUCCCUUGUUGGCAGCCAAGCAGCUGCUAGUACUAGUGCACAAAGGGGUGGGUUGGUGAAAGGAGUGGUGACUUACAUGGUGAUGGACAAUUUGGAGGUUAUGCCCAUGUCCACCAUCUCCAGCAUCGCUUUGUUGAAUAAGUUCAACAUUACGGAAUUGGGUUCCCUUUAGGAGAAGGUUGUUGAGCUAGGAAUUGACCAGGUAUGUCCUAUCGUCUUUGGUUUCCCCCUUCCUCUCAUAUGUAUUGUAUAGUAGAAUUAAUGUAGGAGGAAAAUCAAUUAUCAGGGGCUGAAUGAAGGCUUCUCUACAGUCCAAAAAAGUGUUGGCAAGAGUCUUCCUUGGAGCAUGACCUAUUCAGCAUUUUUACUUGGCAGGAUUCUGCUUCACUGUUAAGUUUUUUUUUUUUUUUUUUGCUUUGUGGUCUUUGGAAUUGGAAACCUUCUGUUGGUUGGUUGUUGAUAACUUUCAAGUGUUUCCAGUAUUGGCUUUUCUUGGACGAUCUUUAGAAUCUUCUCUUUGAAGCUCUAACAGUUUACACGAUGCUUUUGACUUGUUAUGCUUUGGAAUUUAGUUGAUUUGCGAGUUGAUCAUAUUUCAGGGACACCUCGUUUUCAUAACUGACAAGUUUCAUUUCCUGCUAUAUUCUAUCCAUCUGCAAAUAAAUAUAAGGGAAUGUCAGGGUAAAUGAAUUGCCACGUCAGCCCGUGCUCAACAGCCCGCACACUGCGGAAGGGUUUCUUCGUCAUUCCAUCGACCUUUCGUAUUCCUUCUCCUCCUCUCUGUUUCUAUUCCGAAUUUCCCGUACGAGGUCUCAGCAGCUUCUCCCCUUCGGUCCGACUCCUUUCCGUAACACAGAAACCCCAUUCCGAAAUCCCUCUAGCAUACGGCGCCCCUUCCCCACCGCUAGGAAUGGCAAUGGGGCAAGUCCGGGGCGGGUUUCUUGAUACCCAGACCCGCCCCAUGGCAGGUCGGGUCAGGUCGGGUAAUUUAUCACGGAUCACGGGUCGGGGCAGGUCGACCCAAUGUGUAACACCCCACCCAGAAACUCUAUGGUUGAACCCGUGGUUCAACCGCGCAGCCAAAUCCUUGGUGUUACUGGUUGAACUCAAUCAUCUCAAACAUCAUAUCCGAUUAUUAAACACAACCAUAAAGCGUUAUCAUACAAACUCAUUAUUCGAUCCCCAACCCACUUAUUGAAUUUUACAAAAAGUGGGUUAUUAUUGAAAACACUCAGAGCAGAAAUCCUAGGUGACCAUGACAGAACAGUGUUCCAAACUACCUCAUGAUGGUAGUACAGAAGGAUAGGGCAGCCUCAGUAGUCCGAUCCUAGUUGCACCUGCGAGCCUGAAAACAGACGUGGGUCAGCAACUAAUCUGUGUGCGUGGAUCUUUCCCACGACCUAAUUUUGGGACUGCAAUCAGCUAAUCAAACAAUCGUAAUCAAUCACAAUUUAGUACUCUAGAUGCCAUCUUAAAUCAUCAUAUGUAAAAAUUACCGAUCAAAUUAUCGAAUCCACCAACUCAUCAUCACCAAAUCAAUUUAUCAAAUAAGAUAAUCACAUAAUUUCACGAACACACAUAAUCAAUGCAUGAUAUGAAAAUUCCGAUUAAUUAUUAAUGGCGCCAAGGUCACCAUACACUUACCCUCGCUCGAGCAAAUCAUCAUCCGUGGUGCUCAUGCAACCACAACACUCAAUCGCUCAUGCAACCACAGCACUCAAUCCGUGGUUUUUAACCACAACACUCAUCCGUGGUGCUCAUGCAACCACAACACUCAAUCGCAUAAGCGAGCUAAAUCUACCCACUCUCAAGGGGUGAGGGUAAGUGCAGGCCCUUUCUACAUCUAUGUGAAUUAAUAUGAUCACGAAUCAAAUCAUUUCCAUUUCCCCCAUCCAUCACAAUCAAUCCGGAAUCAAUGUAGUCUCACGGAUUAACCAGUCCAUAUAUAUAUUCCCCGUCGAUUAUCAACUCGACGUUUCACAUAAAUCAUUUCAUUCUCCAUUAAAGCUACUCAGCAGUACCAUGUCACCAUUCCUCAUCCAAAAUUCAUCAACAAUUUCACGAAAUAGCGCCAACGCAAAUAAUUAUAAAUAACCCGG
Messenger RNA from Linum trigynum, 3780 nucleotides. NCBI's taxonomy places the organism in Eukaryota, Viridiplantae, Streptophyta, Magnoliopsida, Malpighiales, Linaceae. The record is from the annotation of a GenBank genome assembly.